CGCCUGCGCAUGGUUGAAAGCCUAUAUAAGGAAGCUUACGCGUACACAGCCGGUACUCAGAUUUGGAGAACUGCAUUGCGAGGACAUAGUGAUUUAGUUUGCGAAAUGAGCCUGACUGGAAACCAUCUCGUCACCCUUUUGCUCUACGUUGCAGUAAUCAACGAGAUACGGUUACCUUUGGUAACAUGUCAAGACGAAGACAGCACUCAAUGCAUGCCUAAAACAGCUUUCUUGGCCCUCUUACGUCAUCCGGAAGUGAGUUCGAGUUUGGCCGCCUACUCCAGAGCGGCAAGGGUGACUCAAGAUACGAAAAGUCGUAACGACAUGGCGCAUCUGAGGGCUUUGACCGAAGAGGGCGACGACACCGAGAUCUGUGUUCCUGGUCGUGUUUAUUUGCAAUUGUUGAAGGAUCCUGUCGUACGUGGUGACCUCAGCGCAAUCCUCAACGGAAGAACGCAGAAGGUGCCGGAUCUUCUGGGACGUUUGAUCGACGACACCGACGAGAUGGAUGCGAGGGAAUAUCCGUUUGAAUAUCAGAAAAGAAGCAUCGCGACGCUGGCCAAGAACGAUGAUUUGCCGAUUAACCUUCAUGAUCGAAUGGCAGAAAAUGAGGAUGACGAAGAAAAGAGGACAGUAAUUUCCAGCGAUCAUUCAAUUCUCCGCGACUACCUUCCACCCAACGGCCGAUCAGACGAGCAAGCCUUAAGGGAUUUCUCGAUGGAGAAGCGAAACGUCGGCACCCUGGCCCGCGAUUUCGCCUUACCACCCGGUAGACGCAACAUCGCUUCCCUGAUCCGUGAUUACGACCAGAGCAGAGAAAAUCGCGUGUCGUUCCCUGGGAAAAGGAACGUCGCGUCCCUGGCAAGAACGUACACCCUGCCACAAAACGCUGGAAAAAGGAAUGUGGGAUCCGUGGCAAGAGAGCAUGGACUGCCUUAUGGGAAACGAUACGUCGCCUCGUUGGCGAGAACGGGCGAUCUUCCUAUCCGUGGUCAAAGGAGCGUCUCCUCUUUGGCCAGAACGGGCGAUCUUCCUGUCCGCGAGCAAAGGAGCGUCUCAUCUUUGGCUAAGAAUUCCGCUUGGCCUGUGUCGUUGAAGAGAGGAAUCUUUCUGCCCGGGAGCGUGAUCCUCAGGGCGCUCUCCCGCCAAGGUAGAUCGUUCGACGCAGACACGAAUGCGAGAAACGAUCUGUUGGAUCUUCAGGCGCUUGGCAACUUGCGACAGAGUCAGGAGAACGAUUACGAAAGCGAGGAGAAGGUGAACGAUUCGUUGAAGGUCGACUCGAAUAUUAGGAGAUCCAAGAGGGAGAUUGCUUUCUCCGAUGAGUAUCCGCUUCCUGUGAUGCAGAACGCGAAUAUGUUCGAUUACGAAGAGAUGAUGGAGGCGCUUGGUGGACAGUAUCCUAAUGCUGAGAAGAGGUUCAUGGGAACAGGUUCUGCACCGGAGAUGCAGCCGGAGGUAGACCAGUUCGGCUACCCGGAAACGUUUCAAGCGAAUAAAAGGCACAUCGGGGCCCUGGCACGCCUUGGUUGGCUUCCAUCUUUGAGGACCGCCAGAUUUUCGCGGUCACCUCGGUAUUUGGUUGACAGGGAGAAUCCCGCAGAUGGGCCCUCGCCCAACUACUCCUCCAACUCGUCGACAAGGUCGUUAAGGCCUAAUCUCAAUCCAAGGACACGCUACAUUCAAGCCUUACACGGGGAUUGUCGACACGGCUUCAAAAGGUUUCUUCUAUUACCGGCUACGGAUAAUAAUUAUUUUCAUCAAAAACUUCCUAGCUCGUUGCGAUCCAAAUCGUUAUAAAUCGUUUUAUCCAGAACACGAUAAAUAUCGAUAAAAUAAUCAUUUUGUUAAUAACUUUUGCUCAUAUAUCUUUGAAAUUGAAUAGCAUUUAUAAUAUUUUG
Messenger RNA from Apis laboriosa (Himalayan honeybee), 1901 nucleotides. RefSeq names its product neuropeptide-like 1 (gene Nplp1). The record is from RefSeq and is a predicted model, not a curated record. NCBI's taxonomy places the organism in Eukaryota, Metazoa, Arthropoda, Insecta, Hymenoptera, Apidae.